Molecule: messenger RNA, 726 nt
Organism: Necator americanus (New World hookworm)
Lineage: Eukaryota; Metazoa; Nematoda; Chromadorea; Rhabditida; Ancylostomatidae
Exons: 1
Coding region: 1-726 (241 amino acids)
Biological process (GO): NAD+ biosynthetic process
Molecular function (GO): nicotinate-nucleotide adenylyltransferase activity; nicotinamide-nucleotide adenylyltransferase activity
Source: RefSeq, a predicted model, not a curated record
AUGUGGCGGUGGGAGGGCUCACAGCGAGUUAUACUACUGGCAUGUGGUUCGUUCAAUCCACCGACAAUAAUGCAUAUGAGAAUGAUGGAAGUCGCUCGGGAUCAUCUAGAAAAACAACUGAACUGCACCGUUCUGGAAGGCCUGCUCAGUCCUGUGGCCGAUUCGUUCAACAAACCGAACCUCGCCUCCGCACAUCAUCGUCUGGCGAUGGUUGAAGCGGCGGUUUCGCAUUCCUCAUGGCUUCGAGCAGAUGGAUGGGAAUGUCGACAGAAGACGUGGUCACGGACCUUAUCCGUUCUUCAGCAUCAUCAUCAGGUGGCCAAAGAACGUCUACGCAAUGAUGUACGUCUCGCGCUGGUGGUCGGUGGUGAUGUUGUGGAUUCAUUCACCAGAAUUCUUCCGAAUGGCGAGAAUCUAUGGCAUCCGAAUGAUGUUCGUGAUAUUAUCACAAAAUUUGGACUUAUUGUAAUUAAACGUGAAGGUGCCGAUCCGUUAGGGACUCUACGAUCCAUGUCAAUUCUACGUGAUGUUGUUGAUCAAGUGCUUAUAUUGGCUGAUGAUGUUUGUCCGUGUAGUGUCAGUUCAACUAAUAUACGUAAUGCAAUUGCAGCUAAACGAUCUAUAAUGUAUAGUACUCCAUUUGCAGUUGUUGAAUAUAUUCGAAAAUUUGGUCUUUAUACGUCUAGCAAUUCUAGCAAUCAUCAUUUCACUGUACCAUCCAAAUAA